AUGCCGCCAGCCACUCUGUCUUCAAUCAAUAUCACCAUCCUCGGCAGCGCAUCCGCUCAACCGUCGUCUACCCGCAACCACUCCGCCCUCGCUCUACGUCUCGGCGGAGAUGUCUGGCUCUUCGACUGCGGCGAGGCCACUCAACACCGUGUCCAGAAGAGCACCGUCAAGAUGGGCAGGACACAGAAAAUUUUCAUCACGCAUACACAUGGGGACCACAUAUUUGGCCUGUUACCUCUGCUAGCGAGCCGUCUUGACGGUGCUGGUGGGGUGGUCGACGCCGACGAUCCCAGAACAAAAGCCGAAAGUCGACAAGCUGUCCCACCUCUAGAGAUCUACGGCCCGCUUGGUACUCGUGCCUACAUCCGGAGUGGGCUCACUUACACCCAUACCCUGCUGGGAGCACCUUACGUCGUGCAUGAACUACGCUUUACUUCUGACCCUCCACUGGAUCCCACUGCCCUUCCUCCGCACUCAUUCGAGCUCCCCGGAAGGGACAUACAGCAAGUCGACGGCGUUUGGCCAGAAAUAUACAGGGACGACCUGGUCACAGUUUCUGCUGCGCCAAUCAUGCACUCCGUCCCCUGCGUUGGCUAUGUCGUCACCGAGCUUCCAGUCCCCGGCAAGAUGGAUCCCAAGUUGUACAUCCCUCACCUCAAGCGCACGAAAAUGCCGAUGUCCCUCAUGAGCAGAUUGCAGCAAGGGGAAAGCGUCGAGCUAUCUGACGGCACCGUGCUGCGCGGUCCCUCGCGAAGACCUGGUCGCAAGCUUGUCAUUCUGGGCGACACGUAUGAUCCCUCCCCUAUAGCCGACCUUGCCGCGGAUGCGGACAUCCUGGUGCACGAGGCUACAAAUUCGCACCUUCCUGGUGUCGACCCGGAGACGAAGGCAGAAGACACUCACGCCAGCGUAGAGGCGCGGGCGAAAUCGCGAGGUCACUCGACCCCACAGAUGGCAGGCAGAUUCGCGAGACGGAUACGUGCUCGCAAGCUGCUGUUGAACCAUUUCUCCGCUCGAUAUGCAGGGAACGACGACGUGGACGAGCAAGCUAGGAGCAUUAUGGAAGCUAUCAAGGCGUUAGCCGUCAGUGAGUUCGACGGGGAGGUUGUAUGCGCCAGAGACUUCAUGAGCUUCGAUGUUGAAUUGCGACAAGAAGGAUAG
Postia placenta MAD-698-R-SB12 is the source of this 1161-nucleotide messenger RNA. RefSeq lists its product as hypothetical. The coding region runs from base 1 to 1161 and encodes 386 amino acids. Gene Ontology annotation, biological process: tRNA processing. Gene Ontology annotation, molecular function: 3'-tRNA processing endoribonuclease activity. Lineage: Eukaryota; Fungi; Basidiomycota; Agaricomycetes; Polyporales; Adustoporiaceae. The record is from RefSeq and is a predicted model, not a curated record. The transcript is spliced from 3 exons. Gene Ontology annotation, cellular component: nucleus.